AGUUUCUACUAUAAUUUUACGCGCUUUAAGAAAUGAACAUAAAAUUUGCAAAAAUUUUCCGGACUAUUUGUCAAGAUAAAUAAGUAUGACAAUAAUUAGAAAGUGAACAUAGAUGAUGUCAACUACCGAGUUAAUUAGUUGGACGAGUUGAACAUUUGUAAAUAAGAUGCAAUCCUUAUUAUAAUGGUUUUUUUCAGGGCGAUAUUGUAAAAUUUUUGUAUAAUUAGCCCUAAGUAUGGCCAAUAGAACUGCAACAGGAGAUUGCAAAAACAAUGAUAAUAUUCCCUUAUUAUAUGUAAUAACGUGUAAUACUAUUUUUGCUAUUGCCGUCGGCUCAGUUUUGACGUUGUUCAUCAUGAGAAGAAUAUCUAGAAAAAUUCAACUAAGACACGAAAGAGAAAGAAUAUGCUCUCUUAUGCAUCGUCUUUAUUGGCUGCACGAAGAAGAUAUUUCUACUUCUUUAUUUGUUUUGAAUAAGAUGAGAGAAAGCUACUUAUUUGACAGAGUUUCGGAAUUAUUGGUUUUUUCGCACAAAUAUAGAACUCAUGGAAUGGAAAUUGUUGCCGUAGAAUCUGAUCUAUCUUGUCUACCUCCUAAACGAAAUUUUAAUAAGUUAUUAUUAACCGUACGAAAAGUUGAACGACUUUUUGAGGCAUUGACGAUGGAAUUACCGUGCGGAAAUAAUGGGGUAGAUGGCUCAAUAUCAUCAGCCGUAGGAGGUACAAUUCUAAUGUUAGCAUUAGCGACAAGUACCCUUUGGUGCGAUUCGAGAGCUAAAAUGAUAAGGAGAUUAAUACAUUAUUUAUGUGGUAGAGGUGCUGCAAUUAGAUAUGAAAGAGAAACAAUAGGAGACAAAAAUUUAGCGGCUUGUGUUGAAACGCUUCAGUACGUUGAUUAUCUUACUUUAGUUGACGAUCAUUUUGUUUUGGGUGACGCCCAUAUAAGUCCAAUAUUAAAGGGUGACUUAAGGAAUAAGAUACGGUAUGUUGAUACCGUUUUGGCAAGCUGGACUGAACGACGGAAAGGAAUGGCUAAUAAGGAAAUGCUGGAAGCCUACUAUUCUGCUAGAGAUAUAUGUAUUAGGGAGAAUAUUAUAACGUCUAAGGCGAAUUUUCCCGAUAUUGUUGAAAAGGUGUCCGAUAAUUCAAAAACACCUGAAUGUAUUAAAGGGUUACGUCAUCUCUUAAGAAAAAUGACAACACCGCCUAAUAUUACAAAAUUGGAAAAUGACGAAAAAUUUUUUCAGCUAAUAAUGCAUACUCAUGACGCUUUGUAUACUUGGCAUGAUAAUCGUUCCAUGUUAGAUAUAAUCGAAAGAGUUCGCUCCAAUAUAUACGCUUGUCUGAAGGGCUUAAGCAUCGACGCCCUUCUAAUCGAUAAGGAGCUUAGUAAAGCAAAAUUGGAGCAAUUAGAGAGGGAACUAUACAAGCAUCUUAAUUAUUUAACUUUAAAACAAGUUCAAAGGGAACGCCGACACUAUCCGGCCGAUUCGACAACUCUUCCAACUGCUGAAAGCGAAUCUUCCAUUUAUACGAUAGCUCCGUCUGGUCCUCUUAAUUCAACAAAGCCUUGUAAUAAAUACGUUGAUGAAUCGAGUAUUAUCAGCAGUGGUUCAUUAUAUGCAACAGCCCAGAGUAUAACCUCUAGCGACCUACGUGUUCAAUCCAGCUGUGACGAUGAGACUGCCGUAUAG
Messenger RNA from Dimorphilus gyrociliatus, 1693 nucleotides. The record is from the annotation of a GenBank genome assembly. NCBI's taxonomy places the organism in Eukaryota, Metazoa, Annelida, Polychaeta, Dinophilidae.